Messenger RNA from Macadamia integrifolia, 728 nucleotides. Its product is annotated as protein ECERIFERUM 26-like. Lineage: Eukaryota; Viridiplantae; Streptophyta; Magnoliopsida; Proteales; Proteaceae. The record is from RefSeq and is a predicted model, not a curated record. Gene Ontology annotation, molecular function: acyltransferase activity, transferring groups other than amino-acyl groups.
CCUCUCCGGCUUUAAUUACUUCUGCUUCCCAACUCCCUAGUCCAUUGUUUCAUUCAUUCCCUGCUCUCACUUAUUGGUAUUUAUUCUCUGCAUAUAAUCGCUCAAUCUCCCCCUCACAGUUUCAUUUCUAGUCUUUGCAAGGAAGAAUCUAUCAAUUUCUAGUUCUUUUUAAACUCAGUUCUAAGAGAAUGUCAAGAACCGGAAGUUCCCUGGUGAACGUACACUCAAAACUAACGGUGGUGUCGGACACACCGGUAGAGCAUGGGAAGACGUAUCCCUUUUCCAUAUUGGAUCAUGCUAUGGGCCUCCACACUCUCCAUAUCGUCUUCUACUACAGGUACGACCGCCCCGAGUCCGACGAUCUUGGCCGCUUGAGGGAAUCUCUGUCGAAGCUACUCACACUGUACCCGACGGUGACCGGCCGGUUACGGAGGAGAGCCGGCGGGGAGGACGGCAACUGGGAGGUCAAUUGUAAUGACGCUGGGGUGAGGGUUUUGGUUGCCAAGGUCGAUACCACACUUGACGAAUGGCUUAGAUCUGCUGAUGGGUCCCGGGAGAGAGAUCUGACGGUUUGGGAGGACAUGCCGGAGGACGAUACCAGCAUUUGGUCUCCUUUCCGCAUUCAGAUCAAUGACUUUGAAGGUGAAGGUCUAGCCAUUGGCCUAAGUUGCACACAUAUGUCUGCAGAUCCCACCUGCUACACUACCUUCUUCAAGUCAUGGAUCGAG